ACGACAGAGAACUUGGAGUUGGAGUUAGCUUAGCCACUUUUUUGUGCUCAGAAGAACAGUCGCCGGCGAAAAGUCUCAACCUUUUUCCUCUCCUCCGUUCCCAGUUCACCGGCAUUUCUCUCUUCUCCGACUUGAUUUCCUAUUAGCCUGAGUUUCACGGCGAUGGGAGACGAGAAGCCGGCGGUUGUGAUGGCCAAUCGUGAAAGAGAUCGAGAGCUUCUGAUUCCCGUCGCUGAUGCCGGCAACAAAGACGAUGGUUCUUCGUCGAAGCCUUCUUCUUCUUCCUCCUCUUCUUCUUCUUCUUCGCAUCAAUCCAGCCACGAGACUUUAAGCUUGUUCAUCAGAGGUUGGGCGUCGAAGAAGUUCAUGACAGGCUGUGUUAUCCUACUUCCUAUUGCAAUUACUUUCUAUAUAACAUGGUGGUUCAUUCACUUUGUCGAUGGAUUCUUCUCUCCAAUAUAUGCACAGCUUGGAAUCAACAUAUUUGGUUUCGGUUUUUUGACUUCCAUUGCAUUCAUCUUCUUGGUCGGUGUGUUCAUGUCUUCAUGGUUGGGGGCAUCUGUUCUGAACCUAGGAGAGUGGUUUAUCAAGCGGAUGCCAUUUGUUCGUCACAUCUACAAUGCCUCCAAGCAAAUCAGCACUGCCAUAUCCCCUGAUCAAAACACACAAGCUUUCAAGGAAGUUGCAAUCAUUAGGCAUCCCCGAAUAGGCGAAUAUGCAUUUGGGUUCAUUACAUCAACUGUUGUUCUCCAGAAUUACCCAACUGAGGAAGAACUUUGCUGUGUGUAUGUUCCUACAAACCACCUCUACAUCGGAGAUAUACUACUUGUCAACAGUAAUGAUGUUAUCAGGCCGAAUCUCUCUGUCCGGGAAGGAAUAGAGAUUGUUGUUUCGGGGGGUAUGUCAAUGCCACAGAUUCUAUCGACUCUUGAUAAACCUUCGGCCUCAAUUGACAGAGCUACAAGUUUAUAGUUUCAUGCAGAAGACUUUCUCUUUUUUUUGAGUGAUGAUGAGUGUGUGUCACUGGAGUCUAUUCAAUAUUGUUGUAAUAUUUGAUUUGUGUUUACGAAAGUGUAUAAUGUAAGUUAGGUCUCUCUUCUUAGAUAUGAAUCUUUCUCCUGAAAAUAUUAUAGUCCUUGAAAAAGCGUUGAGAAUUUUUUUCUGUUA
This is a messenger RNA of Capsella rubella, 1167 nucleotides long. Its product is annotated as protein CONTINUOUS VASCULAR RING 1. Gene Ontology annotation, cellular component: Golgi apparatus. Lineage: Eukaryota; Viridiplantae; Streptophyta; Magnoliopsida; Brassicales; Brassicaceae. The record is from RefSeq and is a predicted model, not a curated record. The transcript is spliced from 7 exons. Gene Ontology annotation, biological process: stem vascular tissue pattern formation. Bases 163 to 972 code for a protein of 269 amino acids.